AAGUGGAGAAUCAGCGCGCUAUAACAGUUUUAAUGCGCUUGGGUUUUUGGCACUAAUGUGACGCCAUAGUCCAUUUCAUGUUUACUCAUCAAGCAAGUUGUCGUCACCUCGUUUUUCUCCGAGGAUUAAACUAGAACCUUUUUUUUUAUUGACUUCUGCACUUUUGUGACAUUUAAUGAUGAACUUUCUUUCCUUCUUCCUCCUAGUUGUACAAACACACAGCGUGACGCCUGUGAUUCACACGCUGCAGUAUUUCACCACUGCAUGCUCUCAAGUUCCAAACUUCCCAGAGUAUGUGGAGGUUGGUUAUGUUGAUGAAGUUGAGAUGAGUUACUAUGACAGCAACAUCAGGAAAGCAGAAUCCAAACAGGACUGGAUGAACAAAAUCACAGCAGAGGAUCCAAACUACUGGCAGAGACAAACAGAGAAGAAAGUUUUUAGACAACAUGUCUCCAAAGACAACAAUGAAAUACUUAAGAAGCGUUUCAACCAAACUGGAGGUGUUCACACUUUCCAGGUGAUGUCAGGAUGUGAAUGGAAUGAUGAGACUGAUGAAGUUAAAGGUUGGCAGCAGCACAGUUAUGAUGGAGAAGAUUUCAUAUCGUUGGACAUGAAGACAUGGACAUGGACCGCAGCAAAACAACAAGCUUUCCCCUCCAAACUCGAGUUGGACCAGGACAUAUUUGCUCUAGACUACAAUAAGUAUUAUUACACUGAGCUAUGUCCUUCUUACUUGAUGAAGUAUGUGGAGUAUGGGAAGAAGGUCCUAAUGAGAACAGAGCUUCCAGAGGUGUUCCUCCUCCAGAAGACGCCAUCCUCUCCGGUCAGCUGCAUGGCGACAGGUUUCUACCCUGACCGAGCCGACUUGUUUUGGAGGAAAGAUGGCGAGCAGAUCUUGGAGGACGUGGAGCACGGAGAGCUGCUCCCCAACCACGACGGAACCUUCCAGAUGUCUGUGGAGCUGAAAGUGGAGGUGACGGCCGAGGUGGAGGGCAAGUACGAAUGUGUAUUCCAGCUGUCUGGCAUCAAGGAGGACCUGGUCACCAAGCUGGAGAGAAGAAGCAUCCUGAGCAACGCAAGCCAUGAAGCUGUCAAACAAAUCAAUCAUACCAUACCAACAGGCAACGUGAGCGUCACUGCCACGCUGGCGGUCCUCGCUGUGGUGGUCCUCCUGGCGGCCCCCAUCAUCAUCAUCUUCAUCAUCAAGCGUCGCCGAAGCAGACAAGCCCAAUACGAUUCAGCUGCUGGUGACGAUGGUAACGAGCUCUCAGAGAGACGUGAAGGCUGAAGGCUGAGUGACACACAGCAGUCGGCACACAGUGAGGACUUUGCUUUUUCAUGCACCUCCAAAUGUUCUUCUGACUUUGUGUGAAGAUGAUGUUCACUCUGCCACAUGCUAACAUCUGCGCUUGGAUUCAACUGCUUUUGUUGGGAAUGUGCUGAGUCAUCUUCUUCCUCCAGGAUGCUUUGUGCACUGGAACACACAGAGAUGUCUCCAUCGCUGAGGGACCUCAUCACACUUGGACAUUUCUCUGACAUCUGCACAAAUUUGUCACGAUCCGCUACUCGGAUCGUUUAUUGUUUCGCCGUUUAUAUGUUGUUGAUCAUGUUUAGUUCUAGACUCGGCCGAUUCCUGUGUUUGUGCACUUCCUGUUGUAUUUUGUUUCCAUGGUUUCUUAUUUGUCCUUUUGUACCAGUGUUAUUUUAUUUUUGUAUUAAAAAACAAGUUGUAUCUUGUUUCCAUGGUUUCUUAUUUGUCCUUUUGUACCAGUGUUAUUUUAUUUUUGUAUUAAAAACCAAGUUCUUACCCGCAA
This is a messenger RNA of Nerophis ophidion (straightnose pipefish), 1814 nucleotides long. Its product is annotated as major histocompatibility complex class I-related gene protein-like. The transcript has 7 exons. The coding region runs from base 176 to 1288 and encodes 370 amino acids. Lineage: Eukaryota; Metazoa; Chordata; Actinopteri; Syngnathiformes; Syngnathidae. The record is from RefSeq and is a predicted model, not a curated record. Gene Ontology annotation, biological process: immune response. Gene Ontology annotation, cellular component: external side of plasma membrane.